AUGCAGGCUGCCCAGCAGUCUUGGGAGCUCGAGAACGGGAUCAGUGUCUUCGAUCCCCAACGUGAUGCACUCUACCAAUAUGACGAACAAACAAAUAAAGCGCUGAAUGCCCAACGGCCGUGGGCGAAGGACCCUUACUAUUUUAAACAUGUUCGAAUCUCCGCAACGGCACUAUUGAAAAUGGUGAUGCACGCUCGCUCAGGUGGAUCUCUCGAAGUGAUGGGUCUAAUGCAAGGCUACAUUCUGCACGAAACUUUCGUUGUGACAGACGCAUUCCGACUUCCAGUUGAAGGUACCGAAACAAGAGUCAACGCCCAGGACGAUGCAAAUGAAUACAUGGUGUCGUAUCUGCAGUCAUGCCGAGAUGCUGGACGCAUGGAGAACGCUGUCGGUUGGUACCACAGUCACCCCGGAUACGGAUGCUGGUUAUCUGGUAUCGAUGUCGCAACUCAACAGACACAACAGAUGGGUGGUCCAUUUGUGGCUGUUGUGAUUGAUCCUGAGCGGACGAUCUCAGCGGGCAAGGUUGAGAUUGGGUCGUUUCGGACUUUUCCACUUGAUUACACGCCUGCGAAGGAAUCUCAUGAAGAUGAUGAAUACCAGACUAUUCCGCUGGGGAAAUCAGAGGAUUUCGGAACACAUGCAAACCGCUAUUAUUCGCUUGAGACCACACAUUUUAAGAGCACGCUUGAUUCAGAGAUCUUGUCAUUGCUCUGGAACAAAUAUUGGGUUGCUACGCUGAGUCAGAGUCCCCUAUUUGCUUCUCGUGAUUAUACGAGCAAACAAAUGAUGGAUCUCAGUCAGAAAAUUCGCAAGGCAUCGAGGCAAGUCGAGCAUACUGGUCCGCGUGCCGGGGGCGUUGCAAACAAGGAUCAGCAGCUUGAUAAGGUUGUACGAGGGGGCCAACGGAUUGUUUCAGAGGAAGUCAAGGGUCUUUUAGCAUCUGAGGUGAAGAUGAAGCUGUUCCAGAAUGUUGGGGAGCAGUAA
Penicillium angulare is the source of this 987-nucleotide messenger RNA. RefSeq names its product Mov34/MPN/PAD-1 family protein. The transcript has 2 exons. Gene Ontology annotation, molecular function: metallopeptidase activity; protein binding; deNEDDylase activity. NCBI's taxonomy places the organism in Eukaryota, Fungi, Ascomycota, Eurotiomycetes, Eurotiales, Aspergillaceae. Gene Ontology annotation, cellular component: cytoplasm; COP9 signalosome. Gene Ontology annotation, biological process: protein deneddylation. Bases 1 to 987 code for a protein of 328 amino acids. The record is from RefSeq and is a predicted model, not a curated record.